GAGAGUGGUGAAUGCGAACACCUACUUGGAUUGUGUGUGGCUGCUUGCGAGAGACACAUUCGGGCUCGGAUUUUAUGAACGGUCGCUGUGAGCGAGAAGGCGCGUACGAGCCGUCUUUUCGAGUGUGGAAAAGCGGGACAGCGUGCGGGCUGGAAUGGUUUGCCUGCGAGAGAAGAAAGAAUCUGUGUGUAGGGCGUUUUGCGUUUGGAGAAGCUUUUUUCUUGUCUUGUCGGGCAGAAGUUACAGAAAAUUCGUCCCGAUGUAAAAAUGGUGUAAAAAGAGUGUUUUACUAGCAAAAUGUAGAUUUAGUGGCAGCAAAAUGUAAGAUAGAAUCUGUCUUUUUAGCACGCACGUAAAUAGAAGAGAAGUGAUUAAGUGAUAUCGCAGCAGACCCCGAGUCACAGCUUUGGAAAGGAACCCCUGGAGAAGAAGAAGGAAAAGUUUAAAGUUUUUUGGGCAGACCCAGUGGAUAUUUGGCUGCAUCCAGUCCAGUGCCUCAGCAGAAUGUUGCCCUCGUAGGGGGAGUCUGGCCUGGCCAGACACACCGUUUAAACCAGUGUCCAGAGUGUUGUGUGAAAGUAGUGUCCAAGCGCUGGCUGUUAUUGCAAAAAGAAAGAAAACAAAAAAGGUGUAGAAAGAUCCACCGAGGGGUGCUCCACCAGUCGAAGAGUGGUUUUCAAUUCAGCAGUGAAGUGCCAGUGUGAGAAGAGUGGAGUGGAGGCAAACCGAAGUAAAAAUUGAUUAAUACAUUCGGCCGAUGAUGCGCUGCUGCUGUUGUGCCGGAAAUAUUGCUGCUGUUGGCCCCGCUAAUUCGUUCAAUUCGCAUACUAGACUCGAUAAGAACUCAUAGCAAUGAAGCGAACCCAGUGGUGCGGUAUCAUCCUUAUCAUCCUCAUUAAGAUUCUGUGCGCGCAGCCACUGGCAAACAGCAACUUCCCGCUGAAGGGAACGAACGGCACAGAGAACCUUAGCACUCGACUAGUUAGUCAAAUAGUUUUUAAUUCAACCUUGAGUCAUCUGGCGGUCGACCGGACCAGCGGAAGGGUCUAUGUUGGCGCCGUCAAUAAACUGUAUCAGAUUUCGCCCGACCUGAACAUCGUCGAAGCGGUAACGACCGGGCCCCAAAAUGAUUCGAACGAGUGUUCCAUCCAGGAUUGCCCGGCGCACAUCCGGCGGGUACUGACGGACAACUGGAACAAGGUGCUCCUGAUCGAUCACUCGGCGAACAAUCUGAUCGAGUGUGGGUCCCUGUUUCAGGGCAUCUGUCACAUUCGAUCGCUGCAGAACAUCAGCAACAUCGUGUUCCGGGGGGUGGAUGCGGUGGUCGCCAACGUCGCGAAUGCCAGUACGGUGGCAUUCAUUGCCCCCGGUCCACCCGUGCCAUCGGAGAACAACGUUCUGUACGUGGGGGUAACCUUCACCGGGAACUCACCCUAUCGGAGCGAAAUACCCGCCGUUGCGUCGAGAAGCUUGGCGCGGGAUAAGUUCUUCCAGAUCGCGUCGUCCGCCGUGACGACCGGUACACGUAUCUUUGUCAAUUCGUUCGCUCGCGAAUCAUUCCUCAUCAACUACGUGUACGGUUUUAGCUCCGAGCGAUUCUCGUACUUCCUCACGACGCAGUACAAGAGCAGUGCCCAUAAUACCCCAAAAGAACUGGUCACCAAGCUAGUGCGCAUCUGUCAGGAUGACUCCAAUUACUACUCGUACACGGAAAUCCCGGUGGAUUGCAUCAGCGAAAGCACCAAAUUCAACAUCGUCAAUGCGGCACACGUGGGGAAACCGGGUCCCGAUUUGGCAGAAAAUCUUGGCAUCACCACCGAAGAUGAUGUCCUCUUCGCAGUCUUCUCGGAAAGCAACGACUCGAAAAAUGUCAACAAAUCCGCCCUGUGCGUUUACUCGUUGAAAGCAAUCCGCCGAAAGUUCAUGCAGAACAUCAAGUCCUGCUUCAACGGACAGGGUCAGCGCGGGCUGGACUACAUUUCCGUCAACAUGAACUGCGUACCAACGAAGCUGCAAACCAUUAGCGAAGAUUUCUGCGGUCUUGAUGUGAACUCCCCGCUCGGGGGUGAACAAUCGAUCGCCUCCAUUCCCGUCCUGCUGUCGGAGCUGAAAAUGACCUCGAUCGCAGUGACAACCACCUCCAACUUUACCGUCGUCUUCAUUGGCACCCUAACGGGGCAGCUGAAAAAGGUCGUCAUCGAAUCGUCCAGUUCGGCCCAGCAGUACGCCCUGAUGAACGUCGACGUCGGCACCCAAAUCCUCCCCGACAUGUCGCUGGACAGUGUAAAAUAUGAUCUGUACUUGAUGUCAAAGUAUAAACUAUUUAAGAUUAAGGUCUAUGAUUGUUCGGUGUAUACCACGUGUGUUGCAUGUCUAUCCGCGAAGGACCCCUUCUGCGGAUGGUGUUCCCUAGAGAAUAAGUGUAGUCCGAAGAGCGAGUGUCAAGAAAACUUUAAGGAUCCCCUGUCCUGGCUGAGCUACAAGUCUGGCAAGUGUACGACGAUCACCAGCGUUAGUCCCAGUCAGCUGCAGCGGACGACGGCCCGCACCCUCGAGCUGAUGAUCGAGAAUCUGCCGAAUCUCAAGGAAGCCCUCGUGUGUGCGUUCACCUUUGCCAACAUGGAGAAACCCAUCAUCACCAACGCGACGAAGAAACGGAACGGCGUUAAUUGCACCACGCCCCGGACUGACCUACUGCCUCAAAUCGGAUACGGAAAGAAUCACUUCAACGCGCAGCUCUCGAUCAAGACCUCCCAAGGGCCGGACAUCGUGUCGACCAAGUUCACCUUCUUCGACUGCAGCACGCACCUGUCCUGUACGCAAUGCGUCUCCUCACAGUUCCCGUGCGAUUGGUGCGUCGAAGCGCACCGCUGUACGCACGAUACGGCGGAGAACUGUCGCAACGACAUCCUGGUAACGGGCAUCAGCCGGAUAGGACCCAGUUAUCGAUCCGGGCCGGGCUUUUGUCCGACGAUCAACGUCACAGGUGACGGGCCGGAGAUUUUGGUUCCCGCUGGUUCGAAGAAGUCCGUCAAGGUGAAGGUGCAUAUCAUCGGUCAAUUUAUCGUGCAGACGCGCUUCGUGUGUCAAUUCAACGUCGAGGGCCGGGUGACGAGUGUCAACGCACAGCUGCUCGGUGACACCAUCUACUGUGACGCGAUGGAGUUCUCCUAUACGGCGAAGACGCCGAAGCUGACGGCCACGUUCGCCGUCAUCUGGGGCGGCUCGAAGCCGCUAGACAAUCCUAACAAUAUACAUGUCGUAAUUUAUCGCUGUAGAGAUAUGUCCGAUAGUUGUGGUGUUUGCUUGGCGUUAGAUGAAAAGUAUAAAUGUGGUUGGUGUUCGUCGUCUAAUACGUGCGAGGUGGAGGAUCAGUGCGGCAUUUCCGGGAAGGUGGAGGGCUUGGAAAAGAAGGAUUGGUUGAAUAAUCAGCAGACCUGCCCGAAUCCGGAGAUUCAUUCGUUCGACCCGAAGACGGGUCCGUGGGAGGGUGGCACGAAUAUAACGAUUCGGGGUAUCAAUUUGGGGAAGAAGUUUGAGGACGUGUAUGGAGGGAUUAAGAUUGCCGGUAUCGAUUGUAUGCCGUUCCGGGAGCUGUACGUGCAGACGAAGGAGAUCGUGUGCAAGGUGGAUGGUCCGGGCGUGAAGACGCAUCGAUCGGGUCAUGUGGUGGUGCAGAUUUCUGAUUUCCGAGGCGAGUCGACGUAUGAUUUUGUGUUUGUUGAUCCGGAGAUUACGGAUUUUCUGCCGAAGUCGGGCCCGAUUGCGGGCGGGACGAUUAUAAAGAUUUUCGGUAGGGACUUGAAUACGGGAAGUAGAGUGAAGGCGUUCCUGGAUCAGCAUCCGUGUGAGAUUUUGAGUACGGAUGAGAAUGAAGCCACCUGCAGGACGACAGCGGUUCCGAAUCAGAUGCAGGGUAAACUACGAAUGGAGUUCGAUAAUGGUGUCCGAGAGUUUGGAGGAGAUAACUUCGAGUACGUACCCAAUCCGUCGAUCGAUUACGUUACCUCGGGGGAUCCGGGACAGACGAGAACCGCACGAGGAAUCCCGGCCGGUGGAAUCAAGAUCUUCGUAGUCGGCCAGAACUUCUUCUCGAUCCAGAAGCCGAAAAUUUACGUCUACUAUCGGGAUCAGAUCUUCCUGAACGAGUGUCAGUCGAUCUCGAACAAGGAGAUGACUUGUAAUUCGCCUGAGAUCGAUCUGCAGGAUGAGGACACCUUCCAGUCGGACGAACCACUCCGGCUGGAGUACGGUUUCAUCAUGGAUGACGUCAAAUCGGUGAGGAAUCUUUCCACCAAGCUUGGCAGCCGCUUUGAGUUGUACCCCAAUCCGGUUUACCAUCCGUUCGAGGAGAAUCUCAAGCACUUCAACAGCGAGUACCUGACGAUCAAUGGACGCAAUCUGGAUCGGGCGUCUAAGGAGAGCGAUGUGGUUGUCAAGAUAGGGGAUAAUGCGAUCUGUAACAUAACCUCACUAUCGCGUCAGCAGCUAACCUGCCGGCCACCAAUCGAUCAGGAAAUUAAGAAGGUUAACGUGAAGGUCAUCAUCGGCAAUUCGCUCACGUACGACAUUGGCUAUAUGAGCUACUCCUCGGCCAGUAUACUGCCAUCGAUCAACAACAAGGCGGUCACGGUGAUCGUCAUCGUCGGCUCGAUCAUAUUCUUCGUCAUCUUCAUCUGGUUGGUGUUUGCGUAUCGGAAGAAAACUAGCGAAAACAACCGAGUGCUUAAGAAUAUGCAGGAACAGAUGGACAUUCUGGAGCUGCGGGUUGCUGCCGAGUGUAAGGAAGCUUUCGCUGAACUACAGACGGAGAUGACCGAUUUGGGAGGAGAUAUCACCUCCGGUGGUAUCCCCUACUUGGACUACAGAACGUACGCUAUGAAAAUUCUCUUCCCGAAUCACGACGAUCAUGUUGUUUUGCAGUGGGAGAAACCGGAGCUGCUCCGUAAGGAGAAGGGUUUACGUCUGUUCGGUCAGCUGGUUAUGAAUAAAACCUUCCUGCUGCUGUUUAUUAGGACACUAGAAAGCAAUCGGUACUUUUCGAUGCGAGAACGCGUCAAUGUGGCUUCGUUGAUAAUGGUAACACUGCAGAGCAAGUUGGAGUAUUGCACGGAUAUCCUGAAGACUCUGUUGGCCGAGUUGAUCGAGAAGUGCAUCGAUGGGAAGAGCCAUCCGAAGCUUUUGCUGAGGCGAACGGAGUCCGUUGCGGAGAAGAUGCUCUCCGCUUGGUUUACAUUCCUGCUGUACAAGUUCUUGAAGGAAUGCGCCGGUGAACCGCUCUACAUGUUGUUCCGAGCCGUCAAAGGUCAGAUCGAUAAGGGUCCGGUGGAUGCGAUAACCCACGAGGCGCGGUAUUCGCUGAGCGAGGAGAAACUGAUUCGGCAGAUGAUUGAGUUCAAGGUACUAACGGUGUAUGCGAGCAUCACGCAGCCUCCGAUUCUGUGCAAUAAUAUCGAAAUGAUUCCGACCAACACGGAGAACAUUCCGGUGAAGGUGCUGGACUGCGACAGCAUCGGGCAGGUGAAGGAAAAGUGUCUGGACACGAUCUACAAGGCGAUUCCGUGCAGCCAGCGGCCCAGAAAAGAGGACUUGGAUCUGGAGUGGCGCACCGGAAGCUCCGGCCGUGUGAUCCUCUACGAUGAGGACUCUACCUCGAAGACUGAUGGCGAGUGGAAGAAGCUCAACACGUUGCACCACUAUCGGGUCAACGACGGCGCCUGUCUGAGUCUGGUACCGAAGGAAAGCUCCAUCUACAACAUAACGCUGAUAGGGGAAAAGUAUUCGGAGAAAAUCCACAAAUAUGAAACACUAAACAUAUCGAAGUACGUUUCGCCGUCGCCACCGUUCAGCCGGGCCGGCAGCCCGAUGAACGUGGACAUGCAGGAGAACAGUAUCAAGUACUGGCACCUGGUGAAGCACCACGACAGCGAUGGCUCGAAGGAGGGCGAACGGGUCAACAAGAUGGUCUCGGAGAUCUACUUGACCCGGCUACUAGCCACUAAGGGCACCCUGCAGAAGUUCGUCGACGAUCUGUUCGAGACAAUCUUCAGCACCGCACAUCGAGGUUCCGCACUACCACUAGCAAUAAAGUACAUGUUCGAUUUCCUAGACGAUCAGGCUCUCUUGCAUGGCAUCACCGAUCCGGAGGUGGUGCACACCUGGAAGAGCAACAGUUUGCCGUUGCGAUUCUGGGUAAACCUCAUCAAAAAUCCUAACUUUGUGUUUGACAUUCACAAGUCAAACAUAGUGGAUUCUUGCCUAUCGGUUGUGGCUCAAACCUUCAUGGACUCAUGUUCAACUUCAGAUCAUAGGCUAGGGAAAGACUCACCUAGUUCUAAGCUUUUAUACGCUAAGGAUAUUCCCUCGUACCGCGAGUGGGUGGAGCGAUACUACAGCGACAUUCGGGAUAUGGCCGCCAUAUCGGAUCAGGAUAUGAACGCGAUGCUCGCCGAAGAGUCACGGCUCCACACGACCGAGUUCAACACGAACUGCGCCCUGCACGAGCUGUACUCGUACGCGGUCAAGUACAACGAGCAACUGACGGUCACCCUGGAGGAGGACGAAUUCUCGCAGAAGCAGCGGCUAGCCUACAAGCUGGAACAGGUGCACGGUAUUAUGUCCGCGGAGUAGACAACGACGCCUCCGGCGGCGACGAACAAGGGCUGGGUAAAAACAAACUUUGGGGGUCGAAACUGAAUUGUGUAAGCUAUAGUAACGAAACAGAAAAAAAAACCAACAUUAUUAAGUGGAGAGUGUGAAAAUUUAUUGUCGAAGCAAAACAAAAAAAAAAAAACACAAGUAAGCAUACAAACAAUGUCGUAUCUAUUUUUAACAGUCGCUUUAAUUGAUGAUUGAUUGGAAAGUGCGCGCGCGCGUGGAAGACUUGAGGCAAAAUUUUUGAACCCGUACACUGGAACCAUAAGAAAAAAAGUAAAACAAUUGAAAAUAGGCGCAAAGGCAUCUCGAGUAUACAGCAACCAACAGAAACCCAACCAUCAUCCAUACACAGGAGGAAGAAACGCAGAAAAAUUAAAAUCACGAAUCACGAAAGGGAAAAAAGCUUAUAAUAAUUAAAAAAUAUCUCAUAUAGCUCAAACAAAAAAAAAAAGUCUAAAUGUAAUAAAAAUGAAAAAUUGUGUAAUUGAUGUGUUAUAAGUUAUUACUAAAAUAUAAGCUGAUGAUUUUAUUAGUAAAACUACAGAAA
Molecule: messenger RNA, 7204 nt
Organism: Wyeomyia smithii (pitcher-plant mosquito)
Lineage: Eukaryota; Metazoa; Arthropoda; Insecta; Diptera; Culicidae
Gene: PlexA
Product: plexin-A4
Exons: 11
Coding region: 853-6630 (1925 amino acids)
Biological process (GO): regulation of cell shape; positive regulation of axonogenesis; semaphorin-plexin signaling pathway involved in axon guidance
Cellular component (GO): semaphorin receptor complex
Molecular function (GO): protein binding; semaphorin receptor activity
Source: RefSeq, a predicted model, not a curated record